Trichoderma breve is the source of this 1206-nucleotide messenger RNA. RefSeq names its product peptidase family s58 domain-containing protein. The transcript has a single exon. Bases 1 to 1206 code for a protein of 401 amino acids. Lineage: Eukaryota; Fungi; Ascomycota; Sordariomycetes; Hypocreales; Hypocreaceae. Gene Ontology annotation, molecular function: aminopeptidase activity. The record is from RefSeq and is a predicted model, not a curated record.
AUGUCAAGCUCGCCCUCCGCUCGCCUUCGGCUUCGCGACCUUGUUCCGGGUCUCAAGGUCGGGACUUGGCCAACCGGCACCAAGAACGGCAUCACAGAUGUCUCUGGGGUCUUAGUCCAUACGGAGUCUAUCCACAGCGACGAUGGCUCUGUCAAUACUGGCGUGACGACCAUCCUCCCACGCAAGGACUGGUUCAACAAUGCGUGCUACGCCGGCAUUUUCCGGUACAACGGCUCCGGAGAGAUGACCGGCUCCCAUUGGAUCGAAGAGACGGGUCUCCUUCACAGCCCCAUUGUCCUGACAAACAGUUUCGCCGUGGGCAACUGUUACAAUGGCAUCUAUCAAUAUGCUAUUGAACACUACAGUACCGGUGGAACAGUAGACUGGUUCCUUACGCCCGUCGUAGGAGAGACCUUUGAUGGAUUUCUCAACGAUCUUACCAAGUUUGUAGUCACGCCACAACAUGUCAUCAAUGGAAUCAAUGCUGCAUCUGCCGAUCCAGUACCCGAAGGCAACACUGGCGGCGGAACGGGCAUGUUGUGUCAAGGACACAAGGGCGGCACUGGAACUUCGAGCCGAGUAGUGCCAGGCCUUGAUGGCCAGGGGAACGAGAAGAGCUACACCGUUGCAGCGCUGGUACAAGCAAACUACGGCCGAAUUCACCACCUGCACAUCACCGGCGUUCCUGUAGGACGGAUUCUCGCUGCGGAAGCACAGAAGAGCAAGGAGGCAGCCAAAGCACAGGCUGACUACGAUGCCGCCAAAGACAAGAGAGACGGAAGCAUCAUCAUCAUCCUCGCCACAGACGCUCCAUUGAGCCCCAUUCAACUUCAGCGCUUGGCUAAACGUGCCGCUGGAGGUCUGUCUCGAGUUGGUGGCUAUGGGCACAACUCUAGCGGCGACAUCUUCUUAGCUUUCAGCACAGCCAACAAGAUACCAGUGCAGACAGUCGGCUCCGAGCAUAGAGAUGUCGAUCCAUUCAAGGCUAGCCCAUUGGCGACGGAGACAGUGGAUGAUUCGACCAUCAACGCCCUGCUCGAAGCUGCCGCUGAUUCCACAGAGGAAGCUAUAUACAACGUUCUGUGCAUGGCCGAGAGCAUGACAGGACACAAAGGCUUCCAUAUUGACGCGCUGCCAUUGGAUAAAGUUAAGAGCAUCUUGGAAAAGCAUGUUGCAUUGGAGGAGGCAAUCAAGGCAGAUUUUUGA